AUGACCGAGUCUGAAGCUGCAUCACUGGUACUGGAUGACCAAAGUGAUGGUCAAUCGUCGCGCAAUUCCUUGAGCAAACCAAAUGUCGUAUUACGUUUUGUUGGGGCAAUCUUUCGGUAUAGAAAAACAUCGCUUUCUUUCUUUGUCUUACUCACGCUAAUCUUGGGAGUGGUCCUUUCAUAUGUUGACAAUAGCUUGGACUAUUCUAUAUCUUUGCCAGGGGAGAAGUUAGAGCAGGAAAUACUUAACGACUCGUGGAUUCACUUGCAGGCUAUAGCAGAGGGUCAACACCCCUAUGCGUCAGGUGAUAAUGACGUGGUUCAUCGUUAUUUAAAAAAAAAAAUUUCAACCAUGAUCCAUGGGCAUAAACAUAUUGUUUUCGACAAUGACUUGAAUGGCACAAAUAAGUUCUUCUUCAACUCCAGCUCCAAAUCUGUGGCAUAUUACGAAUCAAACAAUUUAUUGGUAAAGAUUGAAGGAUCAAAUCCCCUGCUACCAGCGUUCCUAUUGAGCGCUCAUUUUGAUUCUGUCCCAACGAGCUUUGGUGUCACCGACGAUGGUAUGGGUAUUGCAAGCUUACUUGGUGUUUUACAUUACUUUUCGACUCAAAAACAGCCCAAGCGAACAAUAAUCCUUAAUUUCAACAACAACGAAGAAUUUGGAUUAUACGGAGCUGUUGCUUUUGUGAGGCAUCCCUGGUUUAAGAAGGUGAAGUAUUUUUUAAAUUUGGAAGGGACAGGUGCCGGAGGCAAAGCCAUUUUAUUCAGGGGCACUGAUUACGGAAUAGCAAAGUAUUUCAGCAAAGUUAGGUAUCCGUAUGCUUCCUCGAUUUUUCAACAAGGCUUUGCUAAUUCGUUGAUACACAGCGAGACUGACUACAAAAUAUACAAGGAAGCUGGACUUCGCGGUCUUGACUUGGCAUUUUACAAACCUAGAGAUUUGUACCACACUGGAGGAGACAACAUCAAAAAUGUCAACUUGAAAUCGUUAUGGCAUAUGCUCUCCAAUGCUAUUGAUUUUACCACUUUUAUCUCUGAGAAUGAGGUUGACGAUUCAGGGUCCGAUGAAGCAGCCAUCUAUACAUCAAUUUUGAACAAUUUUCUUUCAGCUUCAAUAUCCAAGCUAAUUGCCAUAAACAUUGCGUUGAUUGUCGUAUUUGCCAUUAUCAACGGUGCACUCGUUUUUCUCACCUUGAAAUACAAAAAGUGGCAGGUACCAACUUCACAAGUUUUGUUCCUUCCAAUCUCGAUGUUGUUGGUAUGGGCAAUUGUGUCUCUAGUCACGAAGCAAAUAUUUCAAACGCUGAACCCAUUUUUGCCAACGUCCAAGCCAUUAUUGUUGGUGGGAACCAUUUCUUCUAUCUCAACAAUUGUAUUCUACAUUGUUUCCAGGUUGGUCUCUCAAAAGCCGAAUUUUAAACUACUUUGCAUUUUAGAAGUGUCGUUCAUUUAUUGGAUCUUUUUGGUGUAUGUAACCAGGAACCUUUUUGUGAACAAAAGUGACCAAAGACAUAGUGGUGAAUUUGCUAUUUCAAUAUUGUUUUUUUUGGAGGCUGUCACUUUGCUUUUCGGGUUAUUGGGAUGGGCAUUUACCAAAACUCAUUCAGGAACAAGUCCAGAUGAAGUACCACUUUUGGACGGAGCCAACCACGAGCGUUAUGUACUGGGCAACGAAGAGGACGACAACGAAUUGGAGAGUAAUACUACCAUAGAUGAUAAUAGACCUAACUAUGAUUGGUCUUUGCAAUACUUGUUGACUGUUCCGGUAUCAUUCUAUAUUAUUUACAAUUCUGGAUGGCUAAUACUUGAGGGCAUCAACAAGACAGUACAAGAGUCUGCUGCAUCACAGCAGUUUGUGUAUGUGGUGAUUCAGAUAUUUUCAAUUGCUUUGGUUUUACCAUUUGUUCCAUUUGUUCGUUAUUUAAACAGAAUGUUGAUUUUGGGGCUCUUCGCAGUGGCACUAAUUGGUUCCUUUUUGGUACUAAACACCAACCCGUUCAAUGAACAGAAUCCAUUAAAGGUACGAUUCUUGCAGACACUCAAUGGAACUGAGAGUACUGUGCACGUAUACGGUCGAAGUGAUGAACUUUCUAAGUUCUUGAACAGGAUCCCAUCAAUUGAAGAGUCAAAAACCAGUAUUGGUUGCUUGAACCAAGCUGAUGGAGUAGAUGUUUGCUCCUACAGGAGCCACUUAUACCCCAAUAUUUUACCCUCCAGCACAACUGAGGGUUACGUUGAAGUGAUUGUUAAAAACACCAGUGAAACUGGUUCAUUUGGAAUCAAUUUCAACGAGGUGGUUAUUAAAGUUCACAAGAAUAGAAUGUGUAAUGUUGAAUUUCCAGGUGACGAAGUAAAGGCUGUAGUGAUGAAAAACAACACACAUGCAUUUCCUCCAUUUAAACAACUACCCGAUGGAUUUUCACAUAAUGGUGAUUACAUAUACAAAGAUGUGGACGGAAUAAGAACGUUGUACCUUAACAAGUUGGAUUGGAACAGCAAGUAUGAUCUUGGUAUUUAUUGGUUACCGGGUAUCAAUGACAAAUCGAACGUUUUGAAUGUACGCGUUGAAUGCUUUUGGGCCGACUUGCUGCCAGUUGCUGACGGCGGUAGUACCAAACCAGCUAUUCCCGCUUUCGAAGAAUUGGUAGACUACAGUCCGAAUUAUGUAAGUAUUGCAAACAAGGACAGAGGAUUGGUGUCCGUAAGUAAACAAAUAGAGCUUAAAUAG
Messenger RNA from Lodderomyces parapsilosis, 2727 nucleotides. RefSeq lists its product as uncharacterized. Lineage: Eukaryota; Fungi; Ascomycota; Pichiomycetes; Serinales; Debaryomycetaceae. Gene Ontology annotation, molecular function: metalloexopeptidase activity. The transcript has a single exon. The coding region runs from base 1 to 2727 and encodes 908 amino acids. Gene Ontology annotation, biological process: proteolysis. The record is from RefSeq and is a predicted model, not a curated record.